This is a messenger RNA of Patiria miniata (bat star), 1373 nucleotides long. RefSeq lists its product as uncharacterized. The transcript is spliced from 6 exons. NCBI's taxonomy places the organism in Eukaryota, Metazoa, Echinodermata, Asteroidea, Valvatida, Asterinidae. Bases 170 to 967 code for a protein of 265 amino acids. The record is from RefSeq and is a predicted model, not a curated record.
UUUUUUGUAUACAUGUAGCUAGCUACCUACACAGUGAAACUGAAACUAGUGAGUGCUGAACUGUGAACAUGUUGAACAAUCGCUUUUGUAAAUUUUAGACGGUUUUCUUCUGUUUGGAACGUGAUAUUUUAAUCUGACUAUACACAAGUGAAGCAAGGUCAUACGUAAGAUGGGGCGGCUACAUGCUCCAAGUAUAGAUGCAGUGAUGUUGGCAUCCAGUGUAUUUGCUUUAGUAACAAUUCAUGUGGCUCAGGCUACCGCAGUGACAACUUCAAGUACUCCUGCCAAAGUGAAACCUUCAGCGAGCUACAAAGCCAAACCAUCAAGCUCCACGCCGACUGUUCUCUCACUGCAAGAAAGAUUGGAGAUGUUGAAGAAGGUGUUGCCCGAUUACGGAGUGUUCAACCAAGGCACCAGCAUGCCAUUCGACGAGUCGUGGAAGAUUGAUGAGUGGUCUGCAGAAACCGUGGCCCCAUGGUUAAAUCCAGAUGGGAGCUUUGAUAGUCAGUUCAACCCCAACGUGGACGCUGACGACUUCAACAUCCCCACCAUGAAGCCCUUUCACUUUGACUUUGACGAUAACGACUUCCACAAGCACGACGAUCUCUUCAACGCCAACAGCAGCGGCAUGGGCAGCUACACCUGGAUCACGAUGGCCGUCGUGCUGGUCGUCUUCUUCAAAGUCACGGUGAUUGCGGUGAUGAUCGCACGCAGGAUGCGCUACAGGCAGCACCGAGUUGUCGUCAGGAGCUCCAACAGCAACUCGGUCACUGUACCCAGCGAGUUCACCAGCGACCAAGCCCACCUGGUUACCCCGGCCAACAUCGUCUACGUGGACACGGUUGGCGCUGCGCCCCCUCCGCUACCGCAGAUGUUCACGCCACCCCCGUAUUGUGAAUCCCUGCUGCCCAAUAGCCAGGGUGGCCCCACUACACCAACUGAGGAGCCGCCUCCAUAUUCAGAUUAGGUAGGGGAUGUGCAAGUAUGAACAUUUUUGAUACAAAUUAAACAAAAGAGCCACCUGACCAAGUGAUGAUCAUGCAUUCCAAUUUGUUUUUCUUCAGGGGAAGGCCAUUUGUAAACCGUGUCAGUGGGCUGUUAUUGUACAAAUAUAACAUGGUUUGAGGCAUGGAUUUGUAGGUAAAUGGUUACAGCCUACUAAAGCACUAGUCUGGUCUAUGAUAUGUGAGCAGAUUCGGCGAUUACUUAUGCAAAAAAAGUCUGCUUCUUAACCUCCAGACUCUGACCAUUUCUUCGGUCACCCAUUGUUGUAUCACAAAAACAUGGCAUUUGAAAUUGACCAAUCAACAGCUUAGUCCACAUUUCGAAUCGAAAUGAUGUCACCCAUUGUUGUAUUACAAAAACAUGGCAUC